Echinostoma caproni is the source of this 960-nucleotide messenger RNA. NCBI's taxonomy places the organism in Eukaryota, Metazoa, Platyhelminthes, Trematoda, Plagiorchiida, Echinostomatidae. The record is from the annotation of a GenBank genome assembly.
AUGACAUGCCCUAAAGUCUUAGGCACCCAUUUGGAAAACGAUCCUUCCCAUCUGUCUAGUUGUUCUUCUCAACCUCGAUUAAUCCCAGAUGCCUCCUGUUUACGCCACCCACCGCAUAUCAAUCGGCGUUUUACAAACAAGGCCAGACAAUCAGAAGAUAUUGGUCUUUUAAAGCCAAAAUUCCCUUUUCACUUAGCCGCGUUCAAUGUCCGCACGCUCUGUAAGAACAAACAUUGGUUCUGUCCUGUGAUGGAUGCAAUAAAUAAACUGGACGAAGUCGCAGUUUCCAAUUUUCGCACAUAUUUACGCUUUCGCACGGUUCACCCAAAUCCGAAUUAUGAACCAGCUGUCGCGUGGAUCCGCGAUCAGGCUGAUCAACUCGGUCUGACAAGCUUCCGCACAGAGAUUUUUAGUGGAAAUCCAAUUAUUGUUUUACGUUGGAUCGGCAGCGAACCGGAAUUGCCCAGUAUUUUGCUCAAUUCUCACAUGGAUGUGGUCCCAGUGGACGCGGCUAAAUGGUCUCAUCCACCAUUUGAUGCCACGCUGACUAACGACGGUUAUAUUUAUGCCCGGGGCGCUCAGGAUAUGAAGUGUGUCGGUAUACAACAACUGGAAGCCAUACGCCGACUGAAGGCACGUGGUAUUGCCCAACUGCGCCGUACUGUCUAUUUGACAUUUGUCCCCGACGAAGAGUUGGGCGGUAAGUUGGGCAUGCGACCGUUUGUGGCCGGGGAGAAACCGACCUCGGAUCAGCUAGCCAAUGAAAUCGAUUUCAUUGAUUUGAAUGUGGGAUUCUGUCUGGAUGAGGGUUUGCCCAGUCCGUCAGACUCGUAUUUAGCAUUCUACGAUGAGCGUCGACCGUGUUGGAUGACUGUGCGCUUCGAGGGCUCCGCUGGACACGGAUUGACUCUACUGGACAAUACGGCCGGAGAGAAAUUUCAACGGUUCCUAGAUCGGUAA